CGCCUGCAGCCAGAUAACAGCCCCAACAGUUGGACCGAGAGUCGAGCUAGUCCACCGCGUCAACCACCUGAUGGACAGCACAACAGUCUAACGGACUCUCUCUGUAACAGCGCUGAAAGUUACAGUGUGUUUGGUAGUCUGUGAAGAAGUUCUUCUGAGACACUGUCGACAAAGAGGAAGGCUGUAGGAGAGACAGGGGGAGACGGACGCAGCUUUCUGUUAAUUCAGCUCCAGCGGCAAAACGGCACCAUGAGCGUCCCGCUUUACGCACCGACUCCCAUCCAGCCGGCUCACCCGACACCCUUCUACAUCGAGGACAUCCUGGGGAGGACCGCCACCGCCAACACCUCCUCACCCUCUUCGUCCUCCUCCUCCUGCUGCUCCACUCCGAUCGUUCCCACGCCGACUCUCCCGUCGCCCAACUCCUCCUUCACGAGUCUCAUCUCGCCUUACAGGACUCCGAUUUACGAGCCCACACCGAUCCACCCGGCGUUGUCUCACCACGCCGCCGCCCUGACCGCGACGUACGCCUCCGCCGGGGCUUUCGCCGGCUCCAUCUACCCGUUCCACCACCAGCACCACCGCUCCAUGGGGGAGUACGCACACGCGCUGCUGAGGCACGACCCUCUCGGGAAACCUCUGCUGUGGACUCCCUUCAUACAGCGGCCCUUGCACAAGAGAAAGGGCGGCCAGGUCCGCUUUUCAAACGACCAGACGAUCGAGCUUGAGAAGAAGUUCGAGACGCAGAAGUACCUCUCGCCCCCGGAGAGGAAGCGACUGGCCAAGAUGCUGCAACUUAGCGAGAGACAGGUCAAAACGUGGUUCCAAAAUCGACGAGCGAAGUGGCGGAGACUGAAACAGGAGAAUCUCCCGGGGGGUAAGAGGGAGACGGAGGACGACGGUUCCCCCGCCGGCAGGAGCAAUAGAGGAGACGAGGCGACCGAGUCCUCCGGGACCCGGAGCCUGGAGCAGAGACAGACACUCCCGGCCUCCAAGCCGGCGCAGGCGGACCGCUGCGUGAUGCGCUCCGGGUCCCCGCAGCAGCAGCAGCUGCAGCCCCACACGGAGCUGGACUCUGACGUCUCGGACGAUACGGACCAGGAGCUGGACAUCGAGGACGAAGACGAUUUCACGCUGAACCCAUAGCUGUGGAGCACAUGGCUCCACACUGACACUGGGUCCGCUAUGACUUUUGGACUCCUUUGGCUCUCACCGUCACUCCACUGGAGUCUUUUUAUGUUGACAUACUAUUAUAAUAUUCAUACAUCAGCAUCUAAAACAAUAAAACAUGUCCUCACAUCAAGGGCCUCUCACACGGGACUGUUGUAAACCUCGAGCACUCUGUUGUGUGUGUGUUGAUGUCUCUGUUAUGUGGAUCACUGUAAAUAACCGUAUAGGCCCAAGAGUUCCUCCGGUAACGUGUGUGUAUCGUCUGGGAUGAUGAGUGCUCGGGUUCAUAAGUCGUUGCCUUAAAAUGUGAUAUUACAAUAAAUAAUCAAUGUAGCAAAUGAUGUUUGGUUGGGUGAUAAUAUCUAAUAAACUAUUUAUUUUUUUUGGUAGGAAUAACGUGUCACUUUCGGAUGGAGCUCUGAUGAAAUUGACUGAUUUAUUAUUUUGUAUUUCUUAAAAUUGCAGGAAAAAGCAAAACAAUGAAUGACGUAAUGUUUGUUACAUCUACAACUCUGCAAAAAUAAAUAAAUAAGUGAAAACAAAACAAUUAACCUGAUAUUGAUAUAGUACUUGAAAAUAACAACAAUAAAUGUAAUACGUAUGUAAACCUGAAUUGGUAAUAAUUGCAGUCAAAGCCAUUUAAAGAAUGAAAGUUUUAAUAAGGUGAUGUAGGAACACUAAGUUAAAGCAGGCUGAAGAUGUAACCACAUAACUGUGUUGCAUAUAAGCUGCUGACCAACAAUCAUCAGUAUAUCACUUAUGACGACCAUGUCUAUCAUACAUUAUAAACACUCUUAUAACCCCCAUGUUUACAGCACUGU
Anarrhichthys ocellatus (wolf-eel) is the source of this 1991-nucleotide messenger RNA. RefSeq names its product hematopoietically expressed homeobox (gene hhex). NCBI's taxonomy places the organism in Eukaryota, Metazoa, Chordata, Actinopteri, Perciformes, Anarhichadidae. The coding region runs from base 250 to 1146 and encodes 298 amino acids. Gene Ontology annotation, biological process: cell differentiation; regulation of transcription by RNA polymerase II. The transcript has 4 exons. The record is from RefSeq and is a predicted model, not a curated record. Gene Ontology annotation, molecular function: RNA polymerase II cis-regulatory region sequence-specific DNA binding; DNA-binding transcription factor activity, RNA polymerase II-specific.